This is a messenger RNA of Purpureocillium lilacinum, 273 nucleotides long. The record is from RefSeq and is a predicted model, not a curated record. Lineage: Eukaryota; Fungi; Ascomycota; Sordariomycetes; Hypocreales; Ophiocordycipitaceae.
AUGAAGUCGUCCUCCAUUUUUGUGGCGAUUGGCGGGCUGAUGAACAACGCGACAACGCAGCAGAAUCCCCUUUUGGACUCGGCGGACACAGAACGGUCAACGCUGGCACCAAAGGGGCAACCGACGCAGGAAGAGACGAUCCGGCCUGGCUCAAGUCCACCUCUGGCGACAGCGUCGAUUGGUGCCCGCGGCGCUAUAUGCGUCGAGGAGCUGGCAAUGGCAAAGCUGGUGUUGCUGAGUGUCGAUACCUGGUACGUCCUAUGCAUAAGGUAG